ACCGCCCUAUGACGUACACAUUUUCCAGUACCGAAUAUGAAUAAAUACCUUCCAGGCCUUCUGCUCAUGCGCGGUGCAUAUCCACAGGCACACAGAGAGGUGGACGGGUUCCAGAAACGCCCCUUUCUUUUAUUCAGGGCUUCCGGAAACAUGUAAAUCCGUCAAUAUUUCGGGAUCGAUCUUCUUUUUUACCAUAUACAGUGCUUCCUCAUGUAUGCUACGUACAUGACAAAGUGAAAAAGAAAUUGUCUUAGAACUCAGUAAUUAUGCGCGCUCCUUCAUGUCUGAAACAUUUAUUCACACUUCUGUCUUUUGACGUCAAAAAGUUUCAGAGAUGCGGUUACGUAAGAAGCGAAUAUGAUUCUCCCAGCGAAUGUAAGACACUCCUUUGAAGGGAGAAGAGGAGACAAGUUGUGUGACUCCACUGCCCGCCUACAGAAAUAUCGCAUUCACAGAGAGACGGAGAGCACUAAGGUGUUCGUCCAGAUUUUGCAGAAAAAUGAUGACACCGAAGGAAAAACAGAGUGAAGCCUCUGAAAGGAGAAAAAAAUUAAAUAAUGAUGAAGAAUUUUCUGCGAACAAAGUACAGAUCAUGACUUUGGAUUUCCUUCUUCACGUAGCUGGCAUUGUUCCGCCCAACAAUGCAACACCGCUCAUAAGAUUUUUGUACAAAGUAUUUCAAACAGUGAUUUUUACAUUAUAUAUAUUAGCGUUGUUAGGGCAGAUGAUGGCAGUAUAUGUCAACUGGGGAAAUAUUCCUGUGCUUUCCAGUACAAUGAGUUACACGAGUGGCUUCCUUCUAUCAGUCAUUCUCUGCUUGUAUUUCCUACACAACAAAGAUAAAUUCACGAGGCUUAUAGAUUUGUUGAGAAAUGAAUUUGUGGCCAAAAUUAACUCUAAGUAUAUCAAAUUCAUUGACACCGCAGAACGUCAAAUUCGACUGUCAGUUACACUCUCAGCCCCUUUCGCUACUUCUUUAGGUCUCAUUUCGAUCGUAGCGCCAUUCCUGAGUAAGAGUAGCUUUUCGAAUUUUGAUAACAACACUGUAACUACAGAUGGGAAGAAAUGGGGCAGACUGAUGUUCGUGAUAUGGUUUCCUUUUGCAAUUGAAGAGUCGCCUCAAUUGGAGAUAAUCAUGGUCUUGCAAAUUAUCCUCAUGUGCUUUGCAGUAUUAAUGCUGGUUGCCGUUGAUGCAACAUUUCUGUUACUGAUAACCCAUGCAGCUGCUCAAUUCAAGGUUUUAUGUGCAAUGCUGAAUGACAUGCAUGAGAAUAUCUCUGAAGUUGAGUUGAACAGAACAAAGCAAAUGUCCCCGUUGCAAGAUACUGCAGAAUUCAACCUUAUGAAGGAUCCCUUGACUUCAGCAGAUGAUAUCACGUGUCACGAAUUGGGGAGUGGAAAUUCUGCAAGCCGCAAGUCUGAGACGGCGGUUCUAGAAAACUGUCACAUGAACAAAGAUCCGUUCCAGUUGUACCUUGCUGAAUGCAUCAAACAUCACCAAGCUAUAAUCGAGUUUGUCGCUAAUAUCAACGAAGUCGUGAGUUUAGUUACGUUCGUGAGGAUAGUAAACUUCCCACUUAUCCUGUGUAUGACAGGAUUUGAAAUGACACAGAAUCUUGGCAACCUUGAACAAUUCCUUAAGUUCGCCUCUUUCUUCGUUGCAGCUCUGUACUUAAUAGGAGGUUACUGCUUGUUUGGCCAACAAGUAAUUGACGAGAGUGAGAAGGUACAGCUGGCAUUCUAUAGCACUGACUGGUACAGCCAGACAGCGGGAUACAAAAGUCUGCUGCCUCUGGCGAUCAUGAGGGCCUCAAGACCGGUGACCGUGAGGGCUGGAGUCUUCUUUGACUUGUCGCUCCUAACUUUCUCAUUGUUGGUGAAUGCUUCUUAUAGAUAUUUCACGAUGCUCAUUCAACUGCAUGACUCCUAAAAAGAAGAUGGGCUGGGUACAAAGAAGAAGCUGACCGUAGCAAUUCCAGUUUGCCCCUGUGAAUAGUAACACAAUGGGAACAACUGGCUUGCACAUUGCGUUUGAUGUAUCCAUACAGAAAUAUUUGGAGUGCAUUUUUAGAAGCCAUUUUUGCUGUUCGUGUUAGUUGCUUAUAUUUAAAAACUGUACGUAUUACUAUCCACACAGCUCACUGUUGUCAGCUUCAGAACAUAAUACCUGUUGGACAAGCCGUAUAGAAGUGUUUGUAUUCAUGCAUUCAAGGGCACUUUUUUUAAUUGUCACAGAUAUACAUGUAAAGAACAUUAAUUGGUACUUGACCAAAAGGUCUAAGAUAUCUUAAAAUAAGUAGAAAACAAAUUAUAUCAUCUUUAAUGUUGUUUAGAAUUUAGAUAUUUCACUAAAUGCUUUCAGCAAAUUCUAAAAUUUUUUCACUCAUAUCCACUGAUACUUUGUUUUAGAAUGGAAAUUUUCUAAAUAGAAUAAAUAUAUGAUGGUUUAAUGAAACGUUGUGAAUUCUAUUGUGAAGAUGCAGGAAAAUAAAAGAAUAAAUAGGAGAGAGAUACGAGAUCAAGGGAACAAGUAUUGUGAGAUAAGAGGAAGAGAAAUAGAAGAUGAUAAAAUAUAACUUUAAGAUAGUUUAACAAUGUCGGCCAUGGUGAAAUAUUUCAGUAAUUCUCGCAAUUAUUUCAAUAGUAACGUGAUGUGGAUUGUUGUAGGGUUCAGUAUUUUAUCCAGCAGUUCUCUGUGUAUGCACGUAAAUUUCCAUUGAUGGAGAUGCUUUAAGAGCCACGCAAUAAAUAUAAGUGUACUUAGCAGAAGUGUAUAAGUUGCAUUCCGUGUUAGUGUUCCUUUACGCCAUAGCUGUAAUGUUGUACACUGAACAGGAUGACUUAGUUGUCAAUGUCUGUAAUCUAAGUGUGUGUAUGGCACGAGGCCUGCUCUCUGAUUGGAGAGCACUUGUAAUGAAUCACAGUGCAAUUUAAGGGGACAUUUUCUAAUAAUAGAAUCAGUUCUCUGCAACUGCAGCACACAUUCUCCUGUGGAGAGAAAACCGCCUUUUUAAAAAAUGUCUGACAUCAAUAGAGCGGUAAUACCUCACUUCAAUGUUGCAGAUUUAUGCAUUGUAAUUUGAACAAAAAGUUGAAAUGUUCUAUCUUCUGAUUAUUAACGCCGUGCACUCAUUUGAAAGUCAACUUUGUACCAGACUAAACGGCAUCACAUCUCAGAAGAUAGAAUCCUUCAUUACCAUCGCUGUAAUAACCUUAAAUCCUACAUAUAUAUACUCGUAUAUAAUAUUUGUAGUUUCCUUUAAUGUCUGUAAGUAGCAACUGUAUUCAUUAUAGAAUGGUGAGAUAAUAGAAGAAUUGUAAUAAAAGAAAGGGAGUGAUCGUGA
Cryptotermes secundus is the source of this 3344-nucleotide messenger RNA. Its product is annotated as odorant receptor coreceptor-like. Gene Ontology annotation, cellular component: plasma membrane. Lineage: Eukaryota; Metazoa; Arthropoda; Insecta; Blattodea; Kalotermitidae. The transcript has 6 exons. Gene Ontology annotation, biological process: detection of chemical stimulus involved in sensory perception of smell; sensory perception of smell. The coding region runs from base 500 to 1930 and encodes 476 amino acids. Gene Ontology annotation, molecular function: olfactory receptor activity; odorant binding. The record is from RefSeq and is a predicted model, not a curated record.